UUUAAAGUGAGGAAUGAAAAAAUGUUCAACCAAACUACUGUAACAGAGUUUCAGCUCCUAGAGUUCUCUGAUGUUCGAGAAAUACAGAUUGCACAAUUCAUUGUGUUUCUGGUUUUUUAUUUGGCUGCAGUAGCAGGAAAUCUCCUCAUCAUCUCUGCUGUAGCUCUUGACCAUCGGCUUCACACUCCUAUGUACUUCUUCCUGAUGAACUUAGCCCUGACAGAUCUUGGAACAGUUUCUGUCACCAUACCCAAAUCCAUGGCAAAUUCCCUCAUGGGUAGUAGGUUGAUUUCUUAUUUUGGAUGUGUUUCUCAAGUUUAUUUCUUUCUCCUUUUUGCAGCAUCAGAUUAUACUCUUCUCACCAUCAUGGCACAUGACCGGUAUGUUGCCAUCUGCAAUCCACUACGAUAUGAGACAAUUAUGAACAAAGGAGCCUGCAUUGAGAUGGCAGCCAGUGCAUGGCUAAGUGGUUUUCUCUAUGCUGUUUUGCACACUAGUACCACCUUUGCCAUGACAUUCUGUUCCAAUAAUAUUGAGCAGUAUUUUUGUGAGCUCCCAAAGCUGCUGAAGAUCUCCUGCUCUAAUUUAUCACUACUUGAAAAUAUAUUUCUUGUUUUAAGUAUUAUGGCAGCAUUUGGCUGCUUUAUCUUUAUAGUUAUAACUUAUGUAAAGAUUUUCACUACCGUACUGAAAAUGCCCUCAUCACAAGGAAGAUGGAAAGCUUUUUCUACAUGCCUUCCCCAUCUCAUUGUUUUCUCCAUGCUCCUGUUCACUGGAACAUUUGUUUAUUUGAGACCCAUACCUCACAUCUCUUCAAAUAUGAAUAUGGUGUUCGGUGUCAUAUAUUCUGUGAUUCCACCUAUGAUGAAUCCAGUGGUUUACAGCAUGAGGAAUAAGGAGAUUAAGGCUGCCAUGACAAAGCUUUUAGGUCUGAAAUAG
This is a messenger RNA of Sceloporus undulatus (fence lizard), 939 nucleotides long. Its product is annotated as olfactory receptor 14I1-like. Gene Ontology annotation, biological process: G protein-coupled receptor signaling pathway. Gene Ontology annotation, cellular component: membrane. The record is from RefSeq and is a predicted model, not a curated record. Lineage: Eukaryota; Metazoa; Chordata; Lepidosauria; Squamata; Phrynosomatidae. Bases 22 to 939 code for a protein of 305 amino acids. Gene Ontology annotation, molecular function: G protein-coupled receptor activity; odorant binding; olfactory receptor activity. The transcript has a single exon.